GUUCACGAUUCCUUUGGUUCCCGGUGCUGCGAGUGGAAGGACCGAAAGGGGCCGGGCCCACAGAGGAAAGAAAUGGCGAGUAUGGUCACCGAGGACGGGUGUGGAGUGGCAGCGGAGACCCCACAGCCGCAGGGUCCGGGUCGGGGCGCGGUCAGAUGGGGCUCACAGCACGCCGGUGCCCGAGAACUGGCUAGUCUGUACUCGCCAGGCAAAAGAUGUCAAGAAUGGAUCAGCGUCAUCCUCUGCUUCUCUCUCAUGGCCUUCAACUUAAUUCACCUUCUUGCCAAUUUCCAUCUGGGACACAUGUGGUACAUACAGCUGGGCAUCGUGGCAGGAAUACUCACCGCUGACUUCGCGUCAGGACUCGUACACUGGGGGGCCGACACAUGGGGAUCAGUGGAUCUGCCCAUCGUUGGAAAGGCGUUUAUUCGCCCGUUCAGAGAGCACCACAUCGACCCCACGGCCAUCACCCGUCACGACUUCAUCGAGACAAACGGUGACAACUGCAUGCUGACCAUCGUCCCUCUUGCAAACAUGGCCUUCAACUUUCUCAUGCUGUCCCCUGCGGACAUUUACCACAUCUACCCGUGGUACUGCUACUUGUACGCGCUGGCCAUCUUUGUGACGCUCACCAACCAGAUCCACAAGUGGUCGCACACGUACUUUGGCCUUCCUCGCUGGGUGGUGUUCCUGCAGGACUGCCACGUCAUCCUUCCUCGCAAGCACCACCGCAUCCAUCACGUCUCCCCUCAUGAGACGUAUUUCUGCAUCACCACAGGUUGGUUAAACUAUCCUCUGGAGAGGCUCGGUUUCUGGAGAACCUUGGAGGAUCUCAUCCAGGGCGUGACGGGAGAGAAACCCAGAGCAGACGACUUAAAAUGGGCUAAGAAAUGAAAUAACUCUGAAGGCUAACUGCAUCCUACCUCAGCAACCCCUGGCUCUGCCCAGGCUUCACGUUGUGUUUUCUUGCCUCACUUAAAAACUGCAGUUCACAAGAUGAACGGCUAACCGUUUCUGAUGCCAUAGCUUUAAGUCUUGCACAUUUUUUUUUUCUCUUUCACCAAGCGAGGGCUCUGUUUCUGGGAUUUUAUUUUAUAGCUUUUCUACACAGAUACAUUAUCUAAACUGCAAUAUGUUAUAAGCUUUUUAUUUCUAACACAGGUCAUCAUUUUUUAAAGGUUUUUGCAAAUAAUGUAUCACUUUCCAAAGGAGGUGAGACUAUUACUCUGAUCUGAACCAGCGCUGUGGAGAAUGAUCACACACUCGAUCAGGAGAGCUUGUAUUCACACUUUUACUCGUCACCGCUUUAUUUUCUGUUGAAUGAAGAAGCUCUAAAGAAUCGAAUUUGAUAUGAACGUCCUAGAAUCAGUCAGUUACAUAGGAUCUCUCUGGAGGCGAUACCAUUGUUGAUAGCUUGUGAUCAAAUUUCAAGUAGCUGUUACAUUUGCUCUCUACUUGCACAUUUGGGUUUGCACACUUUUUGAUAAUUUUAUAGGAUAAGUGGAAACGAAGUGAGGCACAAAUAUGUUUUUUGUUUAUUUUUUUGUCAAGAAUUACGAAAUUCCUAUCUUUCCUUCUAAAACACAGCCAUAUUUACUAGUAGUUUAAUAAAUGGAUGAAUCUGUUACAGAGGGAGAACCAGUGAGCUACUAAAUAAUCAAAAUACAAAGUCAAAAUCGAAGUCUGAAACUGA
Xiphophorus maculatus (southern platyfish) is the source of this 1693-nucleotide messenger RNA. RefSeq names its product transmembrane protein 189-like (gene peds1b). The record is from RefSeq and is a predicted model, not a curated record. The transcript has 6 exons. Lineage: Eukaryota; Metazoa; Chordata; Actinopteri; Cyprinodontiformes; Poeciliidae. Gene Ontology annotation, molecular function: oxidoreductase activity. The coding region runs from base 73 to 894 and encodes 273 amino acids.